Messenger RNA from Cinclus cinclus, 717 nucleotides. RefSeq names its product regulator of G protein signaling 17 (gene RGS17). Bases 40 to 717 code for a protein of 225 amino acids. NCBI's taxonomy places the organism in Eukaryota, Metazoa, Chordata, Aves, Passeriformes, Cinclidae. The record is from RefSeq and is a predicted model, not a curated record. The transcript is spliced from 5 exons.
GUGUCCUGCCAGACUUGCAAACUUCUGAAACAGUUGGACAUGGUAGUUCAUACCAAAAGCCACUUGGGCACUGAAGUAGCUGAAAUGAGAAAGAGGCAGCAGUCACAAAAUGAAGGAACAUCAGCUGUGUCUCAAGCACCUGGAAACCAAAGGCCCAACAAUACAUGUUGCUUUUGUUGGUGCUGUUGCUGCAGCUGUUCAUGCCUCACUGUUAGGAAUGAAGAUAGAGGAGACAAUGCAGGAAGGCCAACACAUACGACCAAACUGGAGAGUAUCCAGGUCAUAGAAGAAUGCCAAAACCCUACUGCAGAUGAAAUUUUGUCUUGGGCUCAGAAUUUUGACAAGAUGAUGAAAACACCAGCUGGGAGGAACCUUUUCAGAGAGUUUCUCAGAACAGAGUAUAGUGAGGAGAACCUGCUUUUCUGGCUCGCAUGUGAAGAUCUAAAGAAGGAACAGAACAAGAAAGUUAUUGAAGAAAAAGCAAGACUUAUAUAUGAAGAUUACAUUUCAAUACUAUCACCAAAAGAGGUUAGUCUUGAUUCCCGGGUGAGAGAAGUGAUCAACAGAAACUUAUUGGAUCCCAGCCCUCACAUGUAUGAAGAUGCCCAGCUCCAGAUAUACACUUUAAUGCACAGAGACUCUUUUCCAAGGUUCUUGAACUCUCAGAUUUAUAAGUCUCUUGUUGAAAGUAUUACAGGCUCUACUUCUGAAACUUAA